Molecule: messenger RNA, 456 nt
Organism: Gongylonema pulchrum
Lineage: Eukaryota; Metazoa; Nematoda; Chromadorea; Rhabditida; Gongylonematidae
Source: the annotation of a GenBank genome assembly
GCAGAAGUAGCGGUGGAAGAUACGCAUGAAUAUUGCGAAUUGCUUAGCACAUUGGAAAGUGAAUAUCAACAGCUGCGCGAUCUAUCAGCUGGACGCAUGCUUGACUUGGAUACUCUAAUCGCUUUCAUUCGUGGUGCACAGCAGGAAAUCGUUUGGAUCAACGAGCGAGAGGAUAUUGAGGUUUCACGAAAUUGGUCCGAUAUCAGUCAACUCGAUCUGCCAAUGCUUCAGAAUUACUACAAACAGCUGCUUCAUGAAAUCGAACUUCGUGAGCCACGAUUCAACGACGUUCACAAUAAAGGAGCAGCGCUGCUGAAUCAAGGCCAUCCGGCAAUUCACGUCAUUGAAUUUUACUUGAAUGCAAUGCAGCGGAAAUGGGAUUGGCUAUUGGCGCUAUCGAAAUGCCUUGAGCAACACCUCCGUGAUGCGCUCAACCUUCACUCGGUAUAUUUUUGA